This is a messenger RNA of Lymnaea stagnalis (great pond snail), 4760 nucleotides long. Lineage: Eukaryota; Metazoa; Mollusca; Gastropoda; Lymnaeidae. The record is from the annotation of a GenBank genome assembly.
AUAUUCUUCAAACAACAUGGCGGCAUUCAGUGUUGUCAUGCGUCCUCUAUCGUCUGUAACGUAUCGGCAAACACAUAUAUUUAAAAGAUUUUUCCAAGUUCAUAUUAGCAAAAACAAUUUAAUUAGUAAUUAUCACCAAAAGAAUGUAUAUGCACUCCAAAUAUUGCCUAACACAUGCUAUAAAACUUCGUUUUCAUUAAUUAAACGCCAUGAAAGUAGUCAAAGUCAAAACAAACCGCCGUCACCUCCGACUCAAUCAUUUCAAUGCUUGUCGAAAGAUACUCCGCUAUCAGACUUAAACAAUCCAAAUUUAAAUAAUACUAAAGAUGAAAAGAAAUCAGAUGAAAGUGGUAAAAAAGAUUCUUUUUGGCGCGGAAAGAACUCCUGGCGUUUAGGCUUGAUAUUACUAGGUACAUGCUGUGUCAGUUGGGGUGUUGGACUGGUGUAUAUUUGGGGUAAGUUGCAAAUUGUAAUCAAAUGAUAUUGUUACAAAGACAAUAAUCUUGCAACCUUAGUACUUAGUGUGUUAAUUUAGUUUUUGUUCUCUUUAUUAUGCCUGAGGACACGGCCAAAGAUAGUAGCCACUAACACUUCUGUCCUGUACAUGAGCUGCUUCUCGAGACAAAACUUGGGCUGGUUUUGAGUUAGCGGUAAGGCCGACAAUGUGUUCCAUGGUAUAUAGUUCACGGAGGUUCUCCCAGGUCCAUUUCCGUCGACAGUGCCAUACUAAAAAGAUUUCAAUGUUUGUAUUUACAUAAUGCAAGUCAUUGUUUUAUUAUUUUAUAUUUUUUGUUAAAUUCCUCCCCAGUUCCUAGAAUAGGUAUUUCAAAAGACGCACGCGCAUCCCUUCUGCGCAGUCGAAAAAUCACGGAAAAACUUGAGCUGCAAUAUAGCUAUACGGCAUAGCGAGGGUGUCGUUUUUUUGCGUUGUACGUCACUGUUUCCUAAUAAUAGUAUUUAAAUUAUCGGUGACGUGGAGCACAUAUUUUUCCAAACAUGUGAAUACCAUAUUUACAGCAUUUAGAAUCUUGUGACCGGUAACGCAUUUAAUUUUUCAUCGGUAUGUACGUUAAUUGCUUAUUACUUUUUAAUGUAAAACUCAAACACAUAGUGGUUUAGCCCAAUACUGCUUCAUUCAUUCACACAUUUUAAUAACUUUACUUCAUUAAAAUUAGCUCAAACGCACAAAAGUUAUGCCAAUCCAACUGGAAGGUGUAAGAAAAUAAAAUUGUUAGUAGUCACCCGAGUCAUCCCCCCUCACAAAAAAAAGUGGGUUGUCGGAAAUGGUUGUUAUUACCAAUUUAACUUAAAGAUAUUUUCAUUUAUUCAUUAUAGUUCAUCUUUGAUAAUCCGUGGUAGACUAAUUAGUUAAUAAAGGGAAAACUGUUUUACAAUAUUAUUAGAAAGUAGUACAACUUAAUAAAUUAAAUAAUUUUAAAUAAUUGUAGUUCGUGUAGUCCGGUGAAUUUCGGACUUGUUUUGUCCCUUGAUUUAUAUAAUUAUUAUAUGUAGUAGUAGUAAUACUACUACUAUAAUAUAUAAUGCUAGUUAUUAGUGGUAUUUAUAAAUUAUAAUUAAUGAUAAUAACAAAAUAAAAGCAGUUGCUACCACUAUUAAAAAUAUACUAUUAUCAAUUGUAAUUCCAAUAAAAUAUGGUAAUGCAUAAUUAUUUUUUUUUUCGUACAUAUUUAUUUUUUGUGAAAAUUGCGUCACUGAGUCACUGUGACUUGUUUAAAAUUAAAAUUAGAUAACCUAUGAAUUAGUCUAUAACAAGUUUAUUAAAAUAAAUAAAUAAAUAAGACUCUACAUCAUCAUAGUAAUUAUAUCAAACUAGGACAGAGGCAUAAGAAAAUGUUAACAUUUAUAUCAACAAUAAUAUAUUUCUAAUUAAAUAAACAAAACAAAAAAAGGAAAUAAAUUUAAUAAAAACAUCACUUGAAUAAUAUUAAAAAGAAACUAAAAAUUGUAUAGAUUCAGAAUUAUGAUUAGUAUUUAAUGUUAGGCUUCUUUUGGGUGGAAGAGAAAAUUUUACAUUUCUGUUGCAAACUUUGGAAUUCCUUCCAUGGCCCAUAUCCAAUAAGGCGGAAUGUUUGGAUGCAGAUGGCGGCGACAAAGUUUAUGAAGGAAAAAUGUGUGGGUUUCAUCAACAAGACAAAGAAGUCACUAUAGGGCAUUCUACCCGGAAAAUGGCAGGCAGAAGAUCCCCAUUACCUUUUAAAUAUUUAAUGACAUACUCCGAUAAGGGUAUGCUUGUAAUUAGUUUUAUGGGUGAUAUUAGUAUUUGUUAUAUAUAAUUACAUGCGUUCAAUUUUAUAUAUAAAAAAAGACUACUUACCUUUUUAUAAAUAUAAUGAUUUAAAAUUUAACACAAGCAUAAUAAAAUUAGUUAAAAUUCAAUAAACAUGUUAUUUUUUUCAAUUUUUCCUGUAUAAAUAAUGAUUUUCCCAAUUUUUCUGUUCACUUUUUUCUGAACAUACCCUCGAUUAAAUAUAUAAAAAAAUAAAAGUCUUGAUGUUAUAUAAAAGUUUUGUUGUUUAUUGUGUUGUAUAUUGCAUUGAGAAUGUCUCCUGAAAGUUUGGUAGCAUUAUCUUUUAAAAUAAAAAAGUUGUGGACAAAAUAAAGCAGAAAUGUGGAAAGUUGGUCACAAGUUUUUUCGUUAAAUACAAAGAUAAAUAAAGGGGUUAAAAAAUUCACCAAAAAAAUCAUAACUUUUUUUCCAUAAAAGAUAGAAAGAUGAAAUUGGUGUUUUUGCAAAGCUUAUAGCGAGCCCUUUAAAAUGGUGUAUCAUUUGUGGCUAUUGGACAAUAUUUAAAAUGUGUGUCAAAGUACCUACCUAGAAGAUUAUUCCAAAGCAAUUUAAGCAGUAGUCUUCCUUUUGUUACCUAAAUACUAAUAUGGAUAUUUUGAUUUCAACUAAUCAAAAUACAGCAAUUUCAAUAUUCAUAUUAACUGUAUCGUUUAUGACGUGAGUAAUGCUCAAUAAAGCACAGGAAUGUUAUAAAAAACAUUGUUCAGGUCCUUCAAAGAAUAGAUCUGUUCACCCUAAGUCCAGUGUUGGGAUUCCCCAAUGUGACUUCACUGCGCUUAGGGUGAGAAAACUCUUGGCAAAACUCAUACCGUUAACUCAAAAUUUACCCAAAACUUGUGGCUUUGUCGACAAACUGCUGGAGCUGUCUUCUCUGCUGCAUGCAGGUUCAGUCUUUUAUUCGGCAGAUUCUUCUUUAUUGUUCUUUCUCCUCAAACCAUUUUUACUACAAUGCACUCAUCACCAAAAUUUAUAUUAAGUUAGGCAUUUUACCUACUUUAGUGGUAUGUCAAAAAUGGUGCAUAAAACUUGAUAGGGGAGGUGCUCAACCAAAGUAUACAUUCAUAAAUUUUUACUCUUUUCUUGUGUAUAGACAUUUAUUCAACCUAACCCCCUCAAUGCACACAUGUUUAUAUGUAGAUGACUUAAAAAUGAAAUUUUCUUAAUUCCAACUAGUCCAAGUUCACAAUGAUUUGGUCUUGGAUCCGAUGUCUUAAAAUGAUGAUGUGCACUCUUAUUAAGUCUUUUUGACCUUCUUUACCACUUAUGCCCUGUUUUCACAACUUUUACAUCAUAUAUUCUUUAAUGUUUUGUUUUACCAUCAGCUGGAUAGAUACAAAGCUAACAUCUCCAAUAUUAAAAAUAUUUGUUUAUUAAUUUUAGAAUGUAAGUUUGUUGCUUGAUCAGGUGCAAUGUGAGAUAAAGAGCUUGCUUUUUUUUCACAAAGAUAUUCAUUUAAAUUUAAUUCCAUGAUUUUGACUUGAACUUGAAUCAAUUCAGGUUUGUAAGAACAGAACUUUCCACACUGAUUUAGCUUUUUAAAAUCUUGAAUACUUCCUAAGAGUAUCAUUAGACAUAUGGUCAAGGUCUAAAGUUGAAACUUUUUUCAUAAAUGACUAUUAGUAAUAAUUAAAAGUUUCAAUGUUUCAUCAAGCAAUAAAAUUUGGAAAAAUUAUGUUACAUGGUUAGUUUUACACAAACAUUUUUCCCACACCUGCCUUUACAAAGUUUCAGUUGAGAGAGCACAAUCAUUUUGUUUAGAGGUCUAAGACUAUCAAUUAGACAUAAUUGCUAAAAGUUUCAAUAAGAUAAUUUUAAAAUAUAUUGUGCUAUUAUUUCUGAUAAAAAGAUCUCACAAAUGCUCAUUCAAGUAAUAUAUUAUAUAUAGUGUAGAUAAAGCAGUGAAAUAUUUUAAAAUAUGAACUAACUACAUGAUAAAAAAAAGUGAAAGAACUAUGAUUUGGCUCAUACAAUGUUGUAGGAGAUUGUGUUACUAAUGAAAUAUAUUUCAUUUUAAUAAGUUACAGAUAUUGUAAUCACGUUAGGCUACAUUUGGUUAAUUUAUUUAUCGAAAAUUCUAUCAAAAAUCAAUUUUCUAUCUGAUCACUCUCAGUUCUUGUACUGAAAUGAAGUUGUUUCUAAAAAGAUUUUUUCAGUACAGUUUAUAAAGUUUCAUCAUGAAAAUUAUUUUUAAAUUAUUCAACCCUCAAGUUUGAAAGAACAUGAAUUAUUACCACCCAGUGAAAAAAGUAUUAUCUUAUGGUUUUCUUUAAACAAUGUCAAUUUUCUAUUAAUUUACUUAUGUCUCCAGUGGAUUAAAGUCACAUUAAUAUCAAUUUUAAAUUUAAAACAUGCUAUUUGUAAUGUAAAAAUUUGUUGUACUUUAUGAAUCAUUUCAGGAGCACCUCAGGUAGACCCAGAUGGAAAAGAGGUAGUUUUUCAGAAAUUUAGAUAA